AUGUCAUCCCUUGCAUUCAGAUCAUUAAGAACUGGUUUAGGUUUAAAGAACUCUGUUAGAUCUUUAUCUACCACUGCAUCUACCUUAUCCAACUACCAACACCCAGAUUAUUCCACCUAUGUGAAUGACAGAAGUGACACCACCAGAAGAAACUUCACCUACUUUAUGGUUGGUUCAAUGGGUUUAUUAUCUGCUGCCGGUGCCAAAUCCACCGUUGAAGCCUUCCUUUCCUCCUUCGCUGCCUCUGCUGAUGUUUUAGCCAUGGCCAAGGUUGAAGUCAAAUUAAGUGCUAUUCCAGAAGGUAAAAACGUCAUUGUUAAAUGGCAAGGUAAACCAGUUUUCAUUAGACAUAGAACUCAAGAUGAAAUUGAUGAAGCUAAUCAAGUCGAUAUCAAAGUUUUAAGAGACCCAGAAACUGAUGCUCAACGUGUUAAGAAACCUGAAUGGUUAGUGAUGUUGGGUAUUUGUACUCAUUUGGGUUGUGUUCCUAUUGGUGAAGCUGGUGAUUUCGGAGGUUGGUUCUGUCCUUGUCAUGGUUCUCAUUAUGAUAUCUCCGGUAGAAUUAGAAAGGGUCCAGCUCCAUUAAACUUGGAAAUCCCAGCUUAUGAUUUCACUGAUGAUGAAACCUUACUUGUUGGUUAA
Messenger RNA from Hemisphaericaspora subhashii, 642 nucleotides. RefSeq names its product ubiquinol--cytochrome-c reductase catalytic subunit (gene RIP1). The record is from RefSeq and is a predicted model, not a curated record. Gene Ontology annotation, molecular function: quinol-cytochrome-c reductase activity; 2 iron, 2 sulfur cluster binding. Bases 1 to 642 code for a protein of 213 amino acids. Gene Ontology annotation, cellular component: membrane. Gene Ontology annotation, biological process: mitochondrial electron transport, ubiquinol to cytochrome c. NCBI's taxonomy places the organism in Eukaryota, Fungi, Ascomycota, Pichiomycetes, Serinales, Debaryomycetaceae. The transcript has 2 exons.